Molecule: messenger RNA, 1416 nt
Organism: Volvox carteri f. nagariensis
Lineage: Eukaryota; Viridiplantae; Chlorophyta; Chlorophyceae; Chlamydomonadales; Volvocaceae
Exons: 6
Coding region: 1-1416 (471 amino acids)
Source: RefSeq, a predicted model, not a curated record
AUGCCUUGUUUAUUCAACACAUCGUCAUGUCCUGAGUUGCGCCCUCGCGGCGGGCAGCUGGUGGCGCACGCGUCGUUAUCCUCGGAGGCAGCCUGCUUGAGGCUGACAGCGACAGAUGCAGCGGGCGCUGCUUCUGGGCACGUAUCCCCCUCUCCCUGGGCUGAUGGGGACGUAUUGCGACUACAGCUCGCUGACGGCCGAUACGUGUAUGCGGAGGUCCUGGCAGGGCUACCUGCUCCCCGUACCAGACAAGUGCCCCCAUCCAACCCGGUGGGAGCGCGGCGGGAGGGGUCCAUCAGCCCACCGCAGCUCCUGUGCCAGGGCAUCAGGUACAGAGUCCGUACCGCUGCUGCGCGGGGGGCGGCGGAGGCAGCAGCUUCGGAGGCGGGGAGUAGUUCUGUGCAGCAAGAGUCGGGCGGCGAUGGGCCUCCAGAGAGUCUGGUUCUGGAAGCCGUAGGAGGGGCGCUGUCUCCUCCCGCCAUCAGCACUAGCAGUAGCGGUACCAGCAGUAGUGACCCGCUCCGAGCACUGCUACAGCUGCUGCAGUCCCCGCCCCGGAAGCAUGCAGCUGCGUUGCGGGCCUGGGCACCUCUGGCGAGUCGCCUGCUGCGGCCACCGCAACUACCACAACUGACUGCAACAGCCUCCACGUCCCCAGCACACCAGCAGCAGCAGCCGCAACCGCCAGCUGCCCAACCCCUCCCUGCUGCUACUGCUGCUGCUGCUGCUGGUUCGACACUGGACGGUGUCCGGGUGGCCGUGGUGCGGCGGGUGAUGUCGCUGGACGAGCUGAGGGGGGCGGCUGCCAGCCAUCCGGGUGCCUGGUGUGACGGCUCAGGCCCCUCUGACCGGGGCCCCGCGGAGGACAACCUUGCGGUGAUGACGGCGGGGGAGGUGGCCAGUCUGCUGGAGGGGCGCCGGGGGGUGGUGCUGCUACAGCUACACAUAGGAUGGGGGGCGCACGAGGAUGUCCCGCCGUACGGACCGUACAAGCCUCUCGUACUGCGUCUGCUACGGGAGGCGCUGGAGCGUCCAGACAUUGUGUCGUACGUCAGCAGCGCCCCGGUGCCGGGAUCUGCGGUCGGUAACCCUUCGUACGGCAUGACUCUGGUGCUGUGCGGGGACAGGGAGCCCUUCCGGUCGUGGGGUGCACAUCUGGCCAGUUUCGGUUGCCAGGCAGCGCUGGAAGCUCAGUCGCCGUAUUACAAGCUUCUGAUUGGGCGCAUUCUGGGUUACCGGGAGGACAGCAUCUUGCACCACAUCAAGGAGGCGCACGGCCCCACAGCCCUCACCCCCCAGGUGGCCACCGCGGUGGAGCAGCAGCUCGGGAAGCUCAGUGCUAAGAAACCUACCCUACCCUGGAAUGACACACACUGGAAAGGCCGAAACAGCCGCUUUGGAAACCGCUGUUUCUAA